Messenger RNA from Cladocopium goreaui, 2871 nucleotides. NCBI's taxonomy places the organism in Eukaryota, Dinophyceae, Suessiales, Symbiodiniaceae. The record is from the annotation of a GenBank genome assembly.
UAGAUCAUUGUGGCGACCGUUGUUUGGACCUUUGGUUCGCAUUUGCCAUAUACAUUCAUUUGGCAUUUGUUUCGUGAACUCUAUAUCAUGAGGAAACUCCUUCUUUGGGUGACCUUAAGUCGCUGCUUCAGCUAUCGCGACUUUCUUGACUCCAGCAGUUUGCAACAGUCGAGCGGCGACUUCGGUGACAUCGAAAUCGACCGAGACUUCCGUGAUCAUGGUGAUGGUGAUGACGACCAAGAGUCCGUUCGAGCCUUCGCAUGGAUAGGUUUUACAGAUAAGCUCCAGAUCCACAAAAAGGAUGCCAUUGAAAAUGUGCCCACGCCCUUCUUGUCCAUUGCGGGAAAAACUCAGAACAGUCCAUGCAAAGUGGUGAUGUACAAGUCUGCAUAUUCAAGCCUGAGUUCACCAGUGAACGAAGUGAAGGCUAACGCGGUGCUGAUUGUGAAGGCACAGUUGGUGCAGCUGUGCAAGACUCAGCUCGAAGAGUUUAAGGUCCCGUGCGAAGCACUCAACCUCCACACGGAGGAAGGGCGAUGGAUGACUCUGGGUGAGUCAGCUGUCAGAGAGGACGGUCAAGAGGAGCAGGAUCAGGAGGUUCAGGACGAUUCCACAGAUGAUGAGGCUGAUGAGGCUGAUGAGGCUUCAAGUUCAACCUCAGAUAGUCGGGUCAUUCUCACCAUGAUGGAUGCUGUGAAGACGUACGCAUGCAUGGUGGAAGAAGGGAGGGACUUAUCGUCCACAAGAACAAACUUGCACUUGAAACACUUUGCUCUGACUGCGAAUGCCAAGAAGAAAGCCAAGAAGCUCUUGAAAUUCUUCCGGAAGAAAGCCGGGAAGUUGGCUAACAAGCCGAGAGGAGGGGUACUGAAGCGUUUGAGCAAAAAGUUGGCAGCUUCCAAGUUGUGUGGCGCCAAAUGCAAGAAAUGGCGGGUCCUGUUGAAAGCUGCAAUAGGCGAUCGCGAGACGAAGCCUGAGUCUUGCCGGUCCUUUGCCAGAGAGCAACAGCUGGUGGAAAUCAAAGGUGAUCCAAAUGACCGAAUUGGAAGCAUCGACUUGUCAUCGCUUGAUGUGGCACAGUCAGCACGGAAAGUCACUAUGGAAACUGCCAGUGAUGGUUUGUCCUUCUUGGUGACCAACGAUUUGAUGACAGAGGUGGUGUCCAAAGUGGUGCUUGGUAGCCAAAUUCCAUCAGCUUAUGCAGACAUCUCGGGGUCUUGGUCUGAUCUGAUCAAAACUUUGGAAUCUCGAUCCCGCGAGUGCAAGGUGGAGAAGGUCGGGGUGUUCAACAUGCAGGCCAAGAUCAAAGCCAAUGGCUUCAGCCUUGUGGAGCGAUUUCCGUGGAAGGUCUUGUUCUUCAGCAGAGCUGCCAUUCAGAUUCAUACAAAGCAUGGACAUGGCAAGAGCUACGGCUAUGAUCUGCAUGGAGAUCCCGAGGAGAUCGACUUCCCAUGCAAGUGGAUGACCAAGGCCUAUGAGCGAGGCUACCGACCACGCAGGCGGCUCCUCCCUACGGCCGUGCGAGAGAUCAAUUUCACCAUCCCCUUCUGGAACAGGACAGUGCAUAUCCCCAAGAAGUUGUGGGAACCGACCUCUGGUGGGACUAUGCUCUGGAUCGAUGAAGAGGGGAAGCUUCCGCUUCCUGAGUGGAUGCGAGGCAUGCGAAAAUUGAGUGCAAAUUCGAAGAACGCACCUUCCUGGAUGCAAUCCUUUUCAGAUGGACGCAGCAUGGCCGACUAUGUGAGGUAUAUGAAACAGGAUGUGCGUGGACUCCAUGCUGCGGAGGAAUCGCCGCAGAUUCUUCAAGCAUUGCUUGAGCUUGGCUGGAAGCCAGAUGCAUUAGUUGCUUUGAACACUGGAGAAAAUAAUCUCCUUAUGAACGGUCAAUCUGAAAGCAUUCAGAUGUCGGCUAAGAUGGUGAACACCGUGUAUCCCUACAACAAGAAGCAGGCAAGCCAACCCACAAUCUCAGUCGACUUUUGGAGACAUGGCGGCGAAAACAAGCUUUGGUCAGUCUAUGACUACACUGAAUCGUAUUUGCAGAGCUGCUUUGGCCUUGAUAUCACAUCCUUGACUCAAAGCAAUGACGGGCAUAGUGACCCUAGCACUAGAAGCACCAGUACUAUUUCACUUUGCACCAACAACUAUGCAGAGGCUGUCUUACCCAGCAGCACCCAACGUGACCGAGCAGAUGUCAUGAAGGAGCUUAUUGCAUUCUUCUCGAGAGGAAAGCCUGAAGAACUGAAGGUGCAGAAUGCGAUCGUCAAGAGUUGCUACAGUGAAAGUGAUUGCACUGGAAACAGUUGCGUACUUCCAUGGGAUUGCAAGGAGAACGAGGAUCACCCCUGUCCUGUGGGCUUUGGCUGCGGCUGUGACAACACGAAGAACCAAAAGAUCUUCGCAGUUUCCCUGGCCGCUUCAGUGCUCAACGAGGGAACGCGCAAUUAUCUGGUCUUCGGACCGAAAUUUGUGGCAAUUUGUCACGGAGUUGCUCUGGUUGCUGCUCCUUUCACUGGAGGUGCAUCUUUGGGCUUGGCGCCUUUGUGCCCCAUCCUGGCCCCGUUGUUCUUCUACGGCGUGGCUCCCUUGAGAUCCGACAUUCUCAUCGCUAUGAUCUUCGCAUCUGUCACGGGUGGAAUGAAUUCUUGCGGCUGCAUACCACUGAAAUGUUCCGCGAGUUCCAGGAUGAAGAGCAACGUCUGUGCCCUGUACCAUCCACAGGAGGAGGAGAUGAGCAACGAGUACCAUUUCGUGCCUCCACCGGAGAGGAAGUGCGUUCCAGCUGGACCUCUCGGCGGCUGCUCCCUUCAGCCAUGCAACAGCACGGACUUGUCCGACACGAAGACGGGCUGGCAUGCUCAGAACGGCAAG